This is a messenger RNA of Mus caroli (Ryukyu mouse), 1545 nucleotides long. The record is from RefSeq and is a predicted model, not a curated record. Lineage: Eukaryota; Metazoa; Chordata; Mammalia; Rodentia; Muridae.
AUGAUCAUUUUCAUGGGUGUCUUCUUCCUCCUUAAUAUUACACUUCUCAUGGCCAAUUUCAUUGAUCCCAGGUGCUUUUGGAGAAUAAAUUUGGAUGAAAUAAAUGAUGAACCUGUGGGAUUAACUUGUACUUUCAUCCUGGCAGCAGUUCAGAAACCCAUUGAUAAUCAUUAUUUCAACAAGACUCUUAAUGUUCUAAAAAUAACUAAAAACCACAAAUAUGCUUUGGCAUUGGUGUUUGCAGUGGAUGAAAUCAACAAAAAUCCUGAUCUUUUACCAAAUAUGUCUUUGAUUAUAAGAUACACUUUGGGCCAUUGUGAUGGAGAAACUGUAAUACCUACACCAUAUUUAUUUAAUAAUAAUAAAAAAAGGCUUAUCCCGAAUUAUUUCUGUAAUGAAGAGAGUAUGUGUUCCUUUCUGCUUUCAGGACCCAAUUGGGAGGUAUCUUUAAGUAUCUGGAAGAACCUCGACAGCUUCUUAUCUCCACGUCUCCUUCAGCUUACCUAUGGACCUUUCCAUUCUAUCUUCAGUGAUGAUGAACAAUAUCCCUAUCUCUAUCAGAUGGCCCCAAAGGACACAUCUCUAGCAUUAGCAAUGGUCUCCUUCAUACUUUACUUUAGCUGGAAUUGGAUUGGCAUUGUCAUCCCAGAUGACGAUCAAGGAAACCAAUUUCUUUUAGAGUUAAAGAAACAGAAUGAAAAGAAGGAAAUUUGCUUUGCCUUUGUGAAAAUGAUCUCUGUUGAUGAUGUUUCAUUUCCACAAAAAACUGAAAUAUACUACAACCAAAUUUUGAUGUCAUCCACAAAUGUUAUUAUCAUUUAUGGAGAAACAUACAAUUUCAUUGAUUUGAUCUUCAGAAUAUUGGAACCUCCCAUUUUACAGAGAAUAUGGAUCACCACAAAACAAUNGAAUUUCCCUACCAGUAAGACAGACAUAAGUCAUGGCACAUUCUAUGGAUCACUUACUUUUCUACCACACCAUGGUGAGAUUUCUGGCUUUAAAAAUUUUGUACAGACAUGGUUGCAUCUCAGAAACACAGACUUAUAUCUAGUAAUGCCAGAGUGGAAAUAUUUUAACUAUGAAGACUUAGCAUCUAACUGUAAAAUACUGAAGAACAAUUCAUCUGAUGCCUCAUUUGAUUGGCUAAUGGAAGAGAAUUUUGACAUGACCUUUAGUGAGGGUAGUCAUAACAUAUACAAUGCUGUGCAUGCCAUAGCCCAUGCCCUCCACGAGAUGAAUCUGCAACAGGCUGAUAAUCAGGCAAUAGACAAUGGAAAAGGAGCCAGUUCUCACUGCUUGAAGGUAAACUCCUUUCUAAGAAGUACCUACUUCACUAAUUCUCUUGGGGACAAAGUGUUUAUGAAGCAAAGAGUAAUAAUGCAGGAUGAAUAUGACAUUAUUCACUUUGGGAACCUCUCACAACACCUUGGGAUGAAGAUAAAGUUAGGAAAGUUCAGCCCAUAUUUACCACAUGGUCGACACAUUAACUUUUACGUAGACAUGAUUGAGUUGGCCACAGGAAGAAGAAAUGUAAGUGUGUGCUAA